Messenger RNA from Punctularia strigosozonata HHB-11173 SS5, 1821 nucleotides. Its product is annotated as RNI-like protein. The record is from RefSeq and is a predicted model, not a curated record. The transcript is spliced from 8 exons. The coding region runs from base 7 to 1554 and encodes 515 amino acids. NCBI's taxonomy places the organism in Eukaryota, Fungi, Basidiomycota, Agaricomycetes, Corticiales, Punctulariaceae. Gene Ontology annotation, biological process: SCF-dependent proteasomal ubiquitin-dependent protein catabolic process. Gene Ontology annotation, cellular component: SCF ubiquitin ligase complex.
CUUGCAAUGGCUCGCCUACCUACUAAGAGGAGACGGACAGACAGAGCAGGCAACACGCUAGUGAUUGGUGCUCCCAACGAAGACGACCUCCCUUCCGCACGAACUACAUCAACGAUAACCUCCACUGCGUACUCAACGAGAUCCGUGCAACCCAGCCAUGUCCCCGCAUUGACCACUCUAUGCGCUCGAGCCUUCAUCCAUAGCCUGAAGCUCCUAACAAAUGGGGGUAAUUGGGAGUCUCAGAAACAAUGGUUGGAACACCUGCCGGAUCACAUCGUCCCGCGGCUCUUCGCUAUGAUGCGCGCUGAAGUUCCGGAUGCGUUAACAUCGCCAUUCAUGACAACUUAUCUCUUGCGCGGUCCUUCGAUCACCCUCACAAGCGAGUUGUUACACGUGAAGAAAGCAACGGUCGAGGCCGUUGGCAGAGUGGGCGCCGAAUUGACAGAUCUGGAGAUAACUGGGCAAGCGAGCAUACCGGAAUCGACCUGGGUGCAACUCUUCAAGAAGCUCCCUUCCCUAAAGAAGCUCAAUCUACGCGGCUGCACGAAGGUGGAUGCCAACGUGGUCGCCACCAUAUCACGAUCAUGUCGCCUCCUUACAAGCGUGAAUCUGAAUCAGACCUCUGCUACCCCUGCGUCGAUAGCAGCCCUCGUGCUUGCUUGCAGAGACAUCGAGGUCCUGAAGCUUGCUGGCAUACAACCGAACUGGACCGAUGCCGCGUUCGCACGAUUCCUGUCGGCUGUGAACGAGACCGAAGGCUUUGAGCUGGUGAAACUGCGCAACUUGAAGCUGCGACAGCUAGGCCUCGGGGACGCGUCAUUGCACCCACUGCUGAAGAUGGUCCCUAAUCUCAAUCGGCUGGACCUCUCGUUCACCGGCAUACGACACUUGCCUAAAGUGGACCCGGAUUUCUCCAUACCUCCCUUGGAGAAGCUAUCCCUGACGUCCACCAUGGUGUUCACGGACGACGUCUUAACUGCCAUGGAGCAUCUACCACGCUUAAAGACGCUUAAUCUCGGCGCACUGGGUGCAUCUCAAGGAAGGGCCAGCCUCUCCAACUCUUCGGCGCUAACUAUGACCCCCGCCAUGCUCCGAGAGCUGACCUCAAUCCUUGCCGAACGUUGUCCGGACCUUGAGGUCGUCUCCUUGGUUGGUAACACCAAACUCGGUAUGGGAAGCAGGGACCCGGCAGUUCGCGACUUUAUCGCCCAGGUUGGCCGACGAUGCAAGACGUUGAAUAUGGCUGCGAUCCCAGGCUUGCGCUCUGGGGAUCUCGCUGGGCUGUUAUCCGAGGGCGAAGGUCCGCCUCGGAUAGAGACGUUAAAUCUUAGCAACACCUCAGUCGACGACGAAGCUGCGCAAUAUAUCUCUUGUUGCGAGUCUCUUCAAACGCUCGAGGUUGCUGGCACAAAAUUCACUCCCGCAGGUCUGUUCCCCAUCAUCGAUGCGUGCGAGAAGUUGCAGACACUGGACCUGACGUCCUGCCGCGGUAUCAAAACCGUGGACCGAAGACGGUUCUUUGAGGUAUGGGAAUCAGAAUGGAGGAAUCGAUGAGAGUAUCGAUAUUGUUCACAUCGACGCUGAUGAUCCGUAAGGAUCCCAUGGGGGUGCCGCUCAGACAAGACAAAUUUGUAUGUAACAACGUCCCGUAGUUCGGACGGUCAUACUCGCAUUAGGACGCACAGUAUGGAGAUACGGACGUGCUUUCUCUAUAGUAACGUCGAUCGCGCGCCAUCUUCAGCAAACCAUUGUCCAAGCGUUUCAUCCCAUCUAUUUUCCCGAACCCACGCGAGAUACUCUUUCGCUUUAUCGUAGUGCUCC